AUGGCAGAACUUGAUGAUUAUGAUACUAAACCUAACAACAGCACUACAACAAGAAGGGUAAAGCUCUUUGGGUUCAACGUACUACAUGAAGAGGAUGAAGACAUGAUAGAAUCAACCAAAACACCAACUGUAUCCUCCGAUGGUCGGAAAUACGAGUGUAAGUAUUGCUGUCGGGAGUUCGCAAACUCACAGGCUCUCGGUGGCCACCAGAACGCACAUAAGAAAGAACGCCAACAGUUGAAGCGUGCUCAAAUUCAAGCCAGUCGUAAUGCAUACAUCCGAAACCCGAUCAUCUCCGCCUACACUCAACCACCUCACCUCCUGUCACACGGCGGCCAUCGGAUGAUACUACCGUCCACCGGCCUUCCGUCUCCGACGUGGGUCUACAUUCCACGCGGCUCUCCCCCCUUCCAAGUGACACACGGAUGCGUGUUACCAGGUUCUUCGUUAUCUCCGGGUGGCAGGAGAGGACCAUAUGCCGGCGCCGUCGUAGAGGAGUCGUCGGCGUCAAGUGUCAUAAGCUCCAGGCCUCAGCCGAAUAACCGAGCUCGUCAUGGGGACGGUGGAGCCGGCUUUAGUGACACAUUCGGACUUGACUUGCAUCUGAGGCUUUAG
Messenger RNA from Lactuca saligna, 615 nucleotides. NCBI's taxonomy places the organism in Eukaryota, Viridiplantae, Streptophyta, Magnoliopsida, Asterales, Asteraceae. The record is from the annotation of a GenBank genome assembly.